Necator americanus (New World hookworm) is the source of this 1401-nucleotide messenger RNA. RefSeq lists its product as uncharacterized. The transcript has 14 exons. Lineage: Eukaryota; Metazoa; Nematoda; Chromadorea; Rhabditida; Ancylostomatidae. Gene Ontology annotation, biological process: defense response to other organism. The record is from RefSeq and is a predicted model, not a curated record. Bases 1 to 1401 code for a protein of 466 amino acids.
AUGCACACCACUCCGAAAAUUGCUAGAGCGGCAUGUACGGCCUCAUGUAUAGUACAGAACUGUCCUAGUGGUAAUUGCGUGGUUAGCAGAGGAAGAAAGACAUGUGUAUGUUCACGCUGCGUUGCCAUGGCUCACUGGUUUCACCGUAACCCAAUGAAACCUACCGAGCAGGUGAAAUUCGAGUUGAAGAGAAUGCUUACUUCUGAAGCAUCGGGCAAGAUAUGCGGCGAACUUCGAUUACGUCGAGAGAAGCUUCUCCAGUUGUUCAGAAAUGCUGGUAAUGAUUUAGCGGAAGUCGACAAAGAGUUCAAUGAGUAUUUGCGUCUUUUUGCUGGUUUUCUUGUUGAUAUUGGAGCUAGUGGUGCCGGAGACGAUCCAUCGAAGAAGAAUAGCAAGCUCGUUCCUGUUCUAAGAUAUCAAUGGGGACAUUCCAUGCUGGGAACAGCAUCAACGGAGCUGUCGGAUUCUUGGUUUGAGGCACUGAAUAUAAUCGAAUGUAUGGCAAUGUGGUUGUCUAAACAUGCUGCGUGGGUAGCAGGCAAAGAUGAGGUACGAGAAUUCGAAGCAAAAGAGUGCCUGUCCUGUCUGCGUCGUUCUGCCGGGAUGUUUGCUUUCGUUGGGUCCAAUAUAGGUAGACUCAGUGGAACAGGAGACAUUGAAGGUGCCGACUUCGAUUCUAAGGUUGUUCGUGCUUACGAAAUGCAGGCAAUCGCCGAGUCACAAGAAGUGGUUGUUGCGCGAGCAAUUGAGAUGAAGCAUAAUCCAGCGCUCAUUUCAUCCCUUGCAGCUCAUACUGCAAGUCUUUUUGCAAAAGCAGGUGAGCAGCUAACGACGUUCAAAGAUGAAGUAUUCGGGAGAUGGAAACGCUAUCUUCAACUGAAGCAGCACUUUUAUCUUGCUUACGGAUACGCAUUCCUUGGUGAGGCGCUUCUCAAAGAGGACAAAUGCGGUGAAGCUGUCAGAGCUUGCAAAGAAGGAGUUGCUGAGUUUGAAAUUGCCAAAGAUUUUGCAUCCAAAUACAGUACAGCGACUGGACCAGGAACAAGAAUCAAACCUGAAGAACAUCUCUUCUUUCGAAGAAUCAAACCGUUAUUGCUGCGCCACUUGGAGAAAGCUGAACGAGAGAAUGGUUUUAUUUACCAUCAGCAGGUGCCCGAUGAAUGCCCCAAACUUGAGUCAGAUCCAAAUUAUGGCGUCGCCAAGCCAGAACCUUUCGAAUAUCCCACACCUGCAGAGAUCUGGACACCUGCUGUAUAUGCAUCAUUUAAUCUUUCGAAAGUAUCAAUGCCAGACUUUUCCAAAAUCUUCAAAGGUAAGAAGGAGCUUAAGGUAGUGGACGAAGAGAAGAUCUACCAAACUGAGAAAGAUCCGAAUAACUUCAGUGGAUGUGUUAUUUCUUAA